CGGUCGCCGCCGAUGGCUCGCGUUGUGCGGGUCCAGCGCCGCGGCCAGCCAGCGACACCCUCGCCGGCGGCCGGGCGGGUGCGGACGCGAGCUGAGUGCGAGGUGUCGCCGCUGUUUGAGCUCACCUCUGCCGACGGCGGUGAGGCUGAGCCGGACGCAGCGCCGCUCGCGCUGCGCGCGCCAAGGAUACAGCGGCCUCGGCCGCGAGGGAGGCGCCAGUCGGGCGCGUCGGCCGUGCCGCUGCGCAAUGUCCUGCCGCGCACUUACGACGCCGUCAACGAGCUCCUCUUCGCGCUCUCAGAGCGCCAUCCGCUCUCCAUCCGGUGCGGGCUGGCCGCACACUUCUCUCCUCCCUCCUCUCUCCUCGCUACCCUCCCCUCGCCCAGGCUCGCCUGAUGAGUGGCCGCGGUUGUCGCCGGUGCUCGCCCGCGACGCGUCGCUCCGUCCCACGUCGCAGGCCAGGCAAACAGGACUGGCUCGUCGACGGGAGUGCCAACGUGCGGAUACCACACACAGGGCUUUCGACUCGUGAUGCCUAUCGUGUGCUGCUAGAGGAAUGGGGAGCGCGCCAGCGGGGCUCGCUUUUUUCUAGGAGCAACAACAUCGCCAUUCGAUUGCU
Molecule: messenger RNA, 619 nt
Organism: Emiliania huxleyi CCMP1516
Lineage: Eukaryota; Haptophyta; Isochrysidales; Noelaerhabdaceae
Exons: 3
Coding region: 13-396 (127 amino acids)
Source: RefSeq, a predicted model, not a curated record